Messenger RNA from Pecten maximus, 2370 nucleotides. RefSeq lists its product as uncharacterized. The transcript is spliced from 2 exons. Bases 1 to 2370 code for a protein of 789 amino acids. NCBI's taxonomy places the organism in Eukaryota, Metazoa, Mollusca, Bivalvia, Pectinida, Pectinidae. The record is from RefSeq and is a predicted model, not a curated record.
AUGACAGAUAACACGGCAACGACUAAGCUAGUACAACGGACUUUGACUGGAGAAAAGACGAAGGAGACCAAAUGCAAGUGUGGAAAGAUCUGCAAGAACUUGCGUGGAUUGCGAAUCCACCAGGCGAAAGCGAGGUGCCAACCUGAGAAGAUACAGCAGCAGCGCACAGGUAGAAGACCUGAUGAGACGCACUGUGAGAGAUUUGGUGUAGAAGGGAAAAAAGCAGAAGUAGCCCACCAGCCUAACAGGAGACAACAGGAAGUGGUCAAGCUUCGGAAAGAACUGAAGGUACUGAGGCGACUAUUCAGGGAUGCUAACGAGCAUGAGAAGUUUAGAUUACAGCAGUUAAGAUCCGACAUUAGAGGAAAGUUGACAACACUACAGAAGGCAGAGAGAUCUAGGAAGAGAAGAAGAGAGACAACAAGGAAAAGGGCAGCAUUUAUAGCCAACCCAUACAAGUUUACAACCUCACUUUUGGGUGGAGAGAGAUCUGGCAAGUUGGAAACCUCCAAACAAGAAAUAGAGCAACAUCUGGAAGAGACACACUGUGAUGCUGAACGGAACAAUCCUCUGGGAGAGUGCGACAGAAUACCAUCAGAGGAAGAGCCAACAAUUCCAUUAGAUGAGAAAGAACCAACCUGGAAGGAAGUUGUAGAAGUGGUGAAGAAAGCAAGAUCAGGAUCAGCACCGGGGCCGAGUGGUAUACCUUACAAAGUUUACAAGAUGUGCCCGAAACUUCUACGACGGCUUUGGAGGCUACUGAAGGUGAUUUGGAGGAAGGGGAAAAUACCAGAAUGCUGGCAGACGGCAGAAGGAAUAUUUGUUCCGAAGGAGAAGAACUCUGCAUCCCUAAACCAGUUCAGAACCAUAUCACUCCUGAGUGUAGAAGGAAAAAUCUUCUUUGCCAUACUCGCCAGAAGGAUGACAACAUACCUGACAUCUAAUGAGUAUAUAGAUUCUUCUGUGCAAAAAGGAGGGAUUCCGGGAUUCCCUGGAUGUAUUGAACACACCAGCGCAAUCACACAGCUUAUCCGGGAAGCAAAGAUUAAUCAUGGAGACUUAACAGUUGUAUGGUUGGACCUCGCCAAUGCAUACGGUUCUGUCCCCCACCAACUGAUCUUUAAGGCUCUGGAACAUUAUCACAUCCCGGAACAUAUCCAAACAAUUGUGAAGAGCUAUUUUAGUAACAUCAGGCUACGGUUUACAGUUGGAGAGAUAACAACAUCAUGGCAAGCACUUGAGAAAGGUAUUGUGACUGGAUGCACGAUAUCUGUCAUACUCUUUGUGAUGGGGAUGAAUUUGAUCAUCAAGGCUGCAGACAGGGAAACUAGAGGACCUAAAACUUCAUCAGGAGUGCGAUUACCACCAAACAGAGGAUUCAUGGACGACCUGACGAUAACAACUACUACACAUGUACAGGCGCGAUGGAUCAUAUCUGCUCUAGAGGCAACAGUUGGAUGGGCAAGGAUGAAGUUCAAACCGGGGAAAUCUAGAUGUCUCAUCUUGAAAAGAGGGAAGGUGACCAGAAGGUUCAAGCUCUCAAUACAGCAGGAGGAGAUACCCACGAUUGUAGACAAUCCAAUCAAGUGUUUGGGGAAGUGGUUUGAUGCCAGCCUGAAUGACAGCAGGAACAUCAAACGGUUACAGACCCAGGUAGAGGAGGGUUUAAGGAAGAUCGACAAAACAGGGCUGCCUGGGAAAUUCAAAUCCUGGAUUUACCAGCAGGGACUUCUUCCUCGCCUGACUUGGCCUCUUACACUGUACGAAGUCACCACUACUACAGUUGAAGCUCUUGAGAUGAAGAUCAACAAGUGUCUACGACGUUGGCUUGGAGUCCCUCCAAGUUUCACCAGUGUGGGCCUGUACAGCACAACAGCCAAACUACAACUACCCAUAUCAUCAUUGGUGGAAGAGUUUAAGGUGGCAAAGGCUAGGCUGGUGAUGACGGUGAGAGACUCCAAAGAUGAGAAGAUCAGGAAUGCUGGGAUUGAGACUCGGACAGGACGAAAGUGGUCAGCAAGCAGCGCGGUCCAGGAAGCAGAAAGCAGAUUAAGGCACAGCGACAUUGUUGGGACUACCUGCAUUGGAAGACAGGGGCUUGGGACAACACAAGUGCAAAGGUGGGGAACAGCGGACACAGUUAGUAGGAGGAAGAUGGUCCAAGACAACAUCAGGAAAAUGGAAGAAGAGAUACGGAAAGCAAAGAUGUGGAAAUGGGAGCACAGGGUGCAUGGACCAGAUGGGAGACAACUGAAAGGCGUCUUACAUGGUCAGACAUCUGGAAGUUGGAACCAUGUAGAAUCCAGUUCCUCCUGCGUUCAGUGUACGAUGUUCUACCAACACCUACCAACUUGCAUCGAUGGGGAAUGA